Somion occarium is the source of this 503-nucleotide messenger RNA. Lineage: Eukaryota; Fungi; Basidiomycota; Agaricomycetes; Polyporales; Cerrenaceae. The record is from the annotation of a GenBank genome assembly.
ACUUUCCCGCGUUUGCCCUUUACCUCUAACCACCAUGUCCCUUUUCGCCGCUCGUAUUCCCCUUCGCCAGGUAGCCCUCCGUCGGGCCACUGCUGUGCCCUCGCGGUCUAUGCACGCUGGAGAGUACAAGCAUCUCCCCUUCGAGACGAAGAACAGGACUGCGUUCGGUCUCAAGUUUGUUUCUUACCUCUUGACUGGCUUCAGCAUUCCCUUCAUUGCUGCCUAUUACCAACUCCGCAAGUCCAGCGGAGGAUCAUAAACUCGAGGGCGCCCAAUAGAUGCGUUCAUAGAAUAUAUUAUGACCAUACCCUCAAUCUGCCCAUAAUCGCGUCUUUGUUCCAAUUAGAGGAUAGAGAAUGAUAGAGGAUAGAUUCCGCGCACAUUCACAAAUAGAACAUCGACAAUGAUUUAUUCAGACUCUAUCUCCCCUAGCUGUCCGAGUACAUUCUCUACGGCCUGUGCAUCAUCUUCGUCUUCGUAUCCCAGUUGUUGCUUUUGCAGUU